Messenger RNA from Eupeodes corollae, 2432 nucleotides. It is a transcript of the gene pasha, whose product is annotated as microprocessor complex subunit DGCR8. Gene Ontology annotation, molecular function: double-stranded RNA binding; primary miRNA binding; identical protein binding. Gene Ontology annotation, cellular component: microprocessor complex. Bases 1 to 1881 code for a protein of 626 amino acids. The record is from RefSeq and is a predicted model, not a curated record. Gene Ontology annotation, biological process: primary miRNA processing. The transcript has 6 exons. NCBI's taxonomy places the organism in Eukaryota, Metazoa, Arthropoda, Insecta, Diptera, Syrphidae.
AUGGAUGAGGACCAUCAACAUGAUCAGCAACCUUGCAAGAAGCCUCGGAUGGAUAAUGAAAUCUCAGAAUGUGCCACAGCGAUGAAAGUGGCUGGGUUUUCGUUGAGUGCCAUCGAGGAAAUGAAGACGCGACAUGUCGAUGGACAGACAGAAGAUUCCCUCGGCCAGCAAUUGCGAGAAUUCCAAGUGCUCGACGAAGUUGGAUCUGGAAGUGAAGAAUCUGAUGGCAGCGAACAGGAAGAAGACUCCUCCGAUUUAGAUUUUGACGAUGAGGAACUUGAUAAUUUGCUCGACGAAGGUUUGCCAGAAGAUUUAAAGGGACGUCAAAAACCUAAAUAUGAGGAACGUUUUAAAACAGUAUUAGAAGAAAAGGGUCACAAUCAUUUUGAGGUUUUACCCGAAGGAUGGCUUCAAGUGACCCACAAUAGUGGAAUGCCAUUGUUUUUGCACAAACAGUCACGAGUUUGUUGUGUAGCAAAACCCUAUUUCCUUGGUCCUGGUAGUGUUAGGAAACAUGAAAUACCCCUUGGUGCUGUACCAUGUUUAGGUUAUCGCAAAGCUCUCCUCGAAGAAGAAAAAGAGGAGGAACUACAAUCCAAAGCUGAAGCAGAAUCAAAUUCAAAUGAGUGCCCCUUUGCAGCUGAUGCUGCGAAUAGUCAAUCUAAUAGCAGCAGUGAUGAUAGGCCUCAAGUAAACGGUGGAGAAACUGUCAACAACAACAACAUCAACUCCAACAAGACAACAUCACAUCUUGCAACUGUGCCAGCUGCGAAAAUUGUAACUGUCAAAGAGAACACCAAAGCCCAAUCGAUUUCAGCCCAGGAACUCAACGAAUAUUGCCAGAAACUAUUCAAAUUCAAGACCAUCAAAGUCCUGAGAUUCGAAUCGUGGAAUGAACGUCGUCGAUUUACAAAAAAUCGAAAGCAUAUCAAGAAUCUGCAACGCCCAACACUGCCCGACGGGACAAAGUUGAUAAAAUUCCCAAUCCUACUGCCCAAAGGUGAGGCGGCCAAAAAUCCUCGAGCUCGAAAAGAAUGGAUCAUGAAUCCGAAUGGCAAAAGUUAUAUUUGCAUUUUGCACGAGUAUGUUCAGCAUGCCCUUAAAAAACAACCCACUUAUGAGUUUAUAGAAUUGGAAAAUGCCGCAACUCCUUAUGCAGCGACUGUAUCGAUAAACGAUCUCAAAUACGGAACUGGGUAUGGAACGAGUAAAAAGCAAGCGAAAUCUGAUGCAGCAAGAGAAACUCUAGAAAUUCUAAUACCCGAGAUGAAGGACAAGAUAACCGGCCUCAAGACCGAUAAAGUUUCAACGAAAACCAACCACAAGGAUCUUUCUGUUUUCGAUGAUAUUAAAAUCGAAGAUCCUCGAGUCGAAGAGUUUUGUAAUAAAACAACUGAACCUGUACCGCAUGCUAUAUUGUUGACGUGUUUGCAGAGAAAUUUCGGCUUGGGAGAUGUUCAAAUUAAUUACGAAAUCAAUCGAAGAAAAAACAAGAAAAAUGAAUUCACCAUGACUGUGGGCAAGCAUGUGGCCAAGGUGGUAUGUAAAAAUAAGAAGGAAGGCAAACAGCUGGCUUCGCAAGCUAUAUUACAGAUUCUCCAUCCGCACAUUAAAACUUGGGGUUCCUUACUUCGACUCUAUGGAAAUAAUUCAAUAAAAACCUUCAAAGAGAAAAAACUCGAAGAGCAAGAAAUUACCGUCUUGCAAAGCAAAGCCGCCAUUAAUCAGCCCAAUUAUGCAAUUUUAGAUAAACUUAAAAUCGAAAUGCAAAAAUUAUCGGAGAAAAAUAAAUCUGUACAAUCGAUCGGUACAUUCAUUCCACCUAAUGAUGUUGAUCUACCAACAUCAUCAGGAUCUAAUCUAACUAAUGUAGAAUUCUAGCAAAGAACAUUAAUUGUUAAAAAAGACUGCAAACAAAACUUAAAUUUAAAUUGAUUAAUUUGGAGCUGUAGACUUUUAAAAAAAAUAUUAUUUUAAGUUAUUAAGAAGAAGAAAACAAAAAGCACGAAUUGUGAUGCCCAAGCAACUGUACUUGUAUGUAAGUUUAAAUUAAAUUAAAGUUAUUUGUCUUCUCAGUUUUUAUUAGGUUCAAGAUUUUCCAUAAGGUCGAGACAUUUACAGAAAGAGGCACAUAUAUUUUUGUUAAUUUUAAAAGGUCAACAACUUUUUGUUCAUUAACCUUCUAAUUUCGGCAUCCGUAUCCAUGGACAAUAUUCAAGAGUGGCUUAAGGACUACCUUAACAGAAAUAAAUCUGCCUUUCAGUCUAAGCAUGCAGAUAAUGAGGAUAAAUUGUCUCGAUCAGUAAUGGGAUCUCAAACUUAUAAUUAUAUACAAAAACUCAACACACUCAUGACUCAUAGGUUUCUAACGCUUUAUAUUAAAAUAAAUUUAAAAAAUAAAAUAAAAAUAUGUACUAAUAAUGUAAGCACAA